UUAAACGGCCGCGUCGUCGUCGUGACCGGCGCGUCGCGAGGUAUCGGCGAGGCUAUCGCGGUGCGCCUCGCCGGCGCGGGCGCGCACGUCGCGCUCCUCGCGCAGACGACGAAGAACGACCCGGCGCUCCCGGGGACGAUCCAAGACGCGGCCGCGGCGUGCCACGAGGCGGGCGAGCGCGUCACGGACAUCACGAGCGCGGAGCAAGUCCAGAACGCGAUACGCGCGGUCGUCGACCGCUUCGGCGGCAUCGACGUCUUGAUAAACAACGCGUCCACGCACUGGCCGACGAAGGUUAUCGACACGGACCUCCGCCGCUUCGACAAGAUGACGAACGUGAACGUGAAAGGGUCGUUCAUCGUGACCAACUCGUGUCUGCCGUUUUUGAACGAGAGCCCGAACCCGCGCGUGUUGUUCGUCGCGCCCGCGCCCAUCGCGGACGCCGCGUGGCUGAAACCGCACACGGUGUACAGCGCGUCGAAGAUCGCGAUGGGGUUCCUCUCGAGCGCGCUCGCGAAAGAGUGCGGGGACGCGGAGAAACCCGCGGCGUACAAGGGCGUCUCGAGCAACACGCUGUGGCCGCGGUACGCCGUCGCCACCGCCGCGAUUCAGGCGCGUCCCGCACACUGGUCCCCAUACGACCGCGUUCGCAAGCUGACCAACCUGUCUCGAACGCCCGCGGCGGUCGCGGACGCGGCGUUUCGCAUUCUCUCCGCCCCCGGAUCGGAGUUCUCGAACCGUCACUUCAUCGACGACGACGUCCUG
Messenger RNA from Micromonas pusilla CCMP1545, 765 nucleotides. RefSeq lists its product as uncharacterized. The record is from RefSeq and is a predicted model, not a curated record. The transcript has 3 exons. NCBI's taxonomy places the organism in Eukaryota, Viridiplantae, Chlorophyta, Mamiellophyceae, Mamiellales, Mamiellaceae. The annotation marks the transcript as partial. Gene Ontology annotation, molecular function: oxidoreductase activity.